Molecule: messenger RNA, 598 nt
Organism: Abrus precatorius (Indian licorice)
Lineage: Eukaryota; Viridiplantae; Streptophyta; Magnoliopsida; Fabales; Fabaceae
Product: 50S ribosomal protein L7/L12-like
Exons: 2
Coding region: 44-496 (150 amino acids)
Biological process (GO): translation
Cellular component (GO): ribosome
Molecular function (GO): structural constituent of ribosome
Source: RefSeq, a predicted model, not a curated record
ACUUCUGACGUUGAUCAUCCUACAAUCCUAUUCUUCCGACAAAAUGUUUCACUGCACCAAGAGGCUUCUUAACCUCACACGCACUCUCUCCACUGAGGCACGCGCCCAGAAGAUUGAACGCAUUGCAAAUGAGCUUCUUGACCUCAACAUGUUUGAAAGGCACGACUUUACUGUCCUCUGGAGGCUCAAGAUGGGUCUCCACCGCUACGGUGCUCCGGUGGCCGGGGACUCUCCAAUUGCUGUAGGGUCUCCGCCGGCCGAUGCGGAGGCUGCAGUUGAGAAGACAACAUUUGAUUUGAAGUUGGAGAAGUAUGAUGCUGCUGCCAAGAUCAAGAUCAUAAAGGAAGUGAGAGCUUUUACUGAUUUGGGGUUGAAGGAAGCUAAGGACUUGGUGGAGAAGGCUCCUUGUGUUUUGAAGAAGGGGAUCACCAAGGAGGAGGCUAAUCCCAUCAUUGAAAAACUUAGGGAGCUGGGUGCUGCAGUUGUAUUGGAUUGAUUGGUUACUUUUUUUUGGUUUUUGCUUUAGAAUUUUCUGUUAGUUGUAGAAUCAUUCAUGGCUUAUUUAAUGGUGAGGAUAAAUAAAGAAUUAUAUAUUUUG